UCCUUGUUCUUUUCCUCCUUCCCUCCCUCCCUGCUCUUUCUUCCUAAAAUCACUGCUGUUUAAAAACACUCCCAGAUCACCCCUACCCCACUAGAAAUCCGUCGCAGGAGAGAAGGAGUCAGGCACAGGCGGCGGGCCCGUGCCUUCGCAAGCACCAUCUGGCACCUGCGAGUCCUCGCCACUUUGCGUCCGCCCGGAGGUGAGAGGGGCGGGAGGCAAAGGACGCGCAGAGCCAGUGUGACCCAUUUCUUCGGAAACUUUCAGCUGAUCGCAGCCCUCCCCCUACCCGAGACUCUUUAACCAUCCAUCAAGCCAGAAAAGUACAGCGACCUCUGCCUAGCGUUUGGAGUUAGAAAACAGGCGAAGCAACAAAAGCGAGGACAAGAGGUUCGCCCCUCCGCCUCCCCACCGCCCAACGGCAGUGGACGCAGCGCGGCGGCGCGGCCGGAAGGGGCCGCUGUGCGCUCAGAGCAGCCGCCCGGCCGCAGCCGCCGCCGCCCGCACCUCCCACGGCCCCGCUGGCCCAGCCCCGCCAAGUUCCAACAGCCCCCAGUCGAGCGAGCGCCGGGAACGAGCAGCGCCCGGGCAGAGGCAGACGGCGCAGACCAGCCAGGCUGCGGCGCGCGGCGGCGAGGCUCCUGGGAAACUCUCACGGCCCGGGGACUUUGGAAAGGAGAGAGCGAGCAGCCCUCGCGCGCGCAAGUCGGCAAGUGAGCGCUCCGCUCGGCACCUGUUCCUCUCGCCCCACCGCCUUCCCAAUCCUCGGACCCGCGCCUCCCUGGGCGCCUGCCCGCUCCCGCAAUGAAUCCAGCGCUGGGCAACCAGACCGAUGUGGUGGGCCUCUUCCUGGCCAACAGCAGCGAGGCCCUGGAGCGCGCCGUGCGCUGCUGCACCCAGGCGUCCGUGGUGACCGACGACGGCUUCGCCGAGGGCGGCCCGGACGAGCGCAGCUUGUACAUCAUGCGCGUGGUGCAGAUCGCCGUCAUGUGCGUGCUCUCGCUCACUGUGGUCUUUGGCAUCUUCUUCCUCGGCUGCAACCUCCUCAUCAAGUCCGAGGGCAUGAUCAACUUCCUGGUGAAGGACCGGAGACCGUCUAAAGAGGUGGAGGCGGUGGUCGUAGGGCCCUACUGACCGGCCCUCCGGCCCCCGCGGCAGCCGCCCCACGCCUCCCCACUUCGCCUGCCCGGCCGCGCCCCCUCACCAUCCGAGACUGGGCGAAGCAAACCUGUCGGAGUCAAAUUCUUUCUCUCGACUUCUGCCUUUCGGGAUGAAGCGACCCGUUUUUGGCUCGCCUUCUGAAACUCCCCAUGCCUGGGUGUAGGAGAAGAGCGCCCAGACUCUAGACUCAGCAGCAAGUGGUAAAAAGAGGGCGAUUAGGGCGCAGAACUUUGGAAGCUGCCGAUAGCGUGGGAUGUGGGGAGACCGACGGGGCGAAGGCCCUUCUCCACCCGCAGGUGGGCCAAGUCUGGGGGCAGAUGGAGAGGGCGGGCAGGGGAGAGACACAGCGGCACCGAUUGCCUGGUGGCCGGAAAAAGUGACCUGCGUAUACGCCACGCAACAGAUCUAAUGGAGACACACAAAUCCGUGUCCAAAUUCGCGCCCAAUCCCUCCCGCUCCUCCCAGCCCUGGCGGGAGAGGCGAUAAAUACCUUUGAUUGAUAGUACCGUGCCGUUUUAAGGAAUUUUGUGUUUGCUUGAAUACAAAUAUUUGAUAAGUCCUUUUCUGCCCUAGUGACCUGUUUGCCUGCCUGGGGGCUAGAGUUUUGUCAUCGUGGGAGAAGGGGUGGGGGGAGGGGGAGCCUGCGACUGUGAACGGGGUGAGUUGUUUCUUUCAUUGCAUUCCCAGCUGGGUCUUUUGGGGAAGCUGGUGCCCCAGCUGGCCCCAGGCAAAGACCCGGAACAGAACUCGUAGCUCAUGACUGCACGGUUUACGCCACAAAAGUGCUCUUGACAUUCGUGACACCGUUUUGACUUUUUUUUUCUUGUUUAACAUUUCCUUAAUAAAUGCAACAUUUAAGUGUUUU
Messenger RNA from Equus caballus (horse), 2023 nucleotides. It is a transcript of the gene RPRM, whose product is annotated as reprimo, TP53 dependent G2 arrest mediator homolog. NCBI's taxonomy places the organism in Eukaryota, Metazoa, Chordata, Mammalia, Perissodactyla, Equidae. Gene Ontology annotation, cellular component: cytoplasm. The record is from RefSeq and is a predicted model, not a curated record. Gene Ontology annotation, biological process: regulation of mitotic cell cycle.